UCCAGUUAGUUUCGAUCCGAAUAUGAAGAUCUGCAGUUCCAUCCUGUGGUACGCAACCGGACUGCUGCUUUUAUCUGCCCUCAAUGAGGUCCGUGCCCAGAAGAAGCCGAAGUACUGUAGCCGGGCAAAGCCUCCGAGCAAAACAAAGUCGGACUACUGCGCUCUGCCCUCUUGUGGAGGCGCAGAGCACAUUGGCUGCAACAGCAAUAAGCAAUUUAUAGAGGGCUGCGUUGGGAGCAUGUUCAACGUAUCGCAGAAUAUGCGAAACUUUAUUGUGAAGCAGCACAACAUCUACCGCAACAUCGUGGCCAGGGGCAAGCUCCACGGCCUGCCCCCAUCCGGCCGCAUGCUCAAGAUGCAGUGGCACGAAGAACUGGCCGAGGUGGCCCGAUUCGCUACCUAUCGCUGUUCCAUUGGCCCGGUCCACAAAUGCCAUACCACACUGGAGUAUGCAGGGACCGGCUAUAAUAUGGCCUACAACAAGUUUCCCAGCGCCCAGGACCCCACCAAGAUUGUCCGGGCCCAGCUGAAAGCCUGGUACAUGGCAUGAUAUCGGGCACAUCACCCAGCGGCCAGGAGAUAGGACACUUCCUGCAGCUUGUUUCGGCCCUGGCCGAUCGCGUUGGGUGUGCCAUUUUCAGUGCAAAGCACUUCAGCUACA
Molecule: messenger RNA, 661 nt
Organism: Drosophila miranda
Lineage: Eukaryota; Metazoa; Arthropoda; Insecta; Diptera; Drosophilidae
Product: allergen Tab y 5.0101-like
Exons: 3
Coding region: 23-550 (175 amino acids)
Source: RefSeq, a predicted model, not a curated record